This is a messenger RNA of Podarcis muralis (Common wall lizard), 2116 nucleotides long. RefSeq names its product ubiquitin like domain containing CTD phosphatase 1 (gene UBLCP1). Gene Ontology annotation, molecular function: protein binding; protein serine/threonine phosphatase activity. Gene Ontology annotation, biological process: protein dephosphorylation; regulation of proteasome assembly. NCBI's taxonomy places the organism in Eukaryota, Metazoa, Chordata, Lepidosauria, Squamata, Lacertidae. The record is from RefSeq and is a predicted model, not a curated record. Gene Ontology annotation, cellular component: nucleus.
AGGUUCCGAGAGCGCGAAGUGCUUCCGGUUCGCGCGGCGCGCGAGCUCCGGUCGCCGGGUUCUGCUUCCGGCGCGGCUGGUUCCUGGGACGCUCUCUUGGGGGUAUAUUUUGAACAUAUGUUACAAAUAUGGCUGUCUCUCUUAUUAUAAAAUGGGGUGGGCAGGAAUUUUUGAUAACCACCUUGUCAGAAGAAGACACAGUGCUGGAUCUCAAGCAGUCCCUCAAAGGACUUACUGGAGUGCUCCCAGAGCGUCAAAAGCUUCUUGGACUUAAAGUAAAAGGCAAGCCAGCAGACAAUGAUGUUAAGCUUGGAUCACUAAAAUUGAAACCAAAUACUAAAAUCAUGAUGAUGGGGACUCGUGAGGAAAGCUUGGAAGAUGUCCUUGGGCCACCGCCUGAUAAUGAAGAUGUAGUCAAUGAUUUUGACAUUGAAGAGGAAGUGGUUGAAGUCGAGAAUAGGGAAGAGAAUCUGCUGAAAAUCUCCCGCAGAGUUAAGGAGUAUAAAGUGGAAAUAUUGAACCCUCCGCGAGAAGGGAAGAAAUUGUUGGUCCUGGAUGUUGAUUAUACCCUGUUUGACCAUAGAUCAUGUGCAGAGACUGGGCUUGAGCUGAUGAGGCCGUAUCUGCAUGAAUUCCUGACAUCUGCAUACGAAGACUAUGAUAUUGUAAUUUGGUCUGCUACCAAUAUGAAGUGGAUUGAAGCUAAAAUGAAAGAGCUGGGAGUGAGCACCAAUGCAAACUACAAGAUAACCUUCAUGCUGGAUAGUGCGGCCAUGAUAACUGUGCACACACCAAGACGAGGAUUAAUUGAUGUGAAACCCUUGGGUGUCAUAUGGGGCAAAUUUUCAGAGUUUUACAGCAAGAAAAAUACUAUUAUGUUUGAUGACAUUGGACGAAAUUUUCUUAUGAACCCACAAAACGGACUAAAGAUAAAACCCUUCAUGAAAGCACAUUUAAACAGAGAUAAGGAUAAAGAGCUUCUAAAACUUACUCAGUAUCUCAAGGAAAUAGCAAAAUUAGACGACUUUUUGGAGUUGAACCACAAGCACUGGGAAAGGUACCUUUCAAAGAAACAAGGACAGUAGCUUUAUUUUGUGACAUUGAAACCAGGCGGAACAUAGAGACCCUUUGACCUUUCCUCUUGUGUAAGCUAGAAUAAAGUAGUGCUGGACACUGACUUAACCACCCGAACAACUGCUUAUACUUGGUCUUCCCGUUGGUUUGCUCUAGGUCUCUCUGUCUCUUCUGAAGAUCGCCACUAACAACCGAAAGGGAAAAUCAUUUGCUUUCCCCUUCCUCCCUUGCAUUUAUCUCUGGGGUUACUAUUUAAAAAGCAAUGUCAUUUGUACUGCUACUGUAGUAUCCCCAAAACUUUAAAGACCACAUUGUUUGGAAAUGGGGUGGAAACCCCCCAACAUUCAGACCAAAAAAAAGAGGAAAAUCCCCCAACCCAGAUAUUUACUAUGGAGCCAGUUUGUUUUUUCUGCAUUCUCAGUUCUAGAAACCAUUUCCCCUUCCCUGUUUAUGGUAUUUAAGUCUAUGAACUAUAAGAUGUCAAAUUAUGUAUUAGUAUGUCAAGUGUUCCUUUUGUACAAAACAGUUUUAAGGAUGGAAAGCACCACUAGAGGGCAAAGAUGCCUUCAUAUGUGGAUUGUGAUAAUAAAACUGUUAUGACUGGAGAGAAGAGGAGGGAUUUGAAAACAAAACCUUUUAAUGCUUGGUUGAAAAGCAUUCCUUUUUUGUUUUUUUGUUUAACAACAACAAAAUCUAACCAGAGUAAAGGUUUAAACCUGAAAAGAGCUAAGAGCCUAAUUCCUUAAAGCAUGAACAUUAGCUGUUCUGUUCUUGUUAAAUCUUGUCAGGAUACAAGCUCUUUUACUGGCAAUAUUCAGCCACAGCUGUUCUAAAGUGUCACUUGUGCUGCUUCAACCUGCACUGUGGAAGUGUGAUGCGCCUGCUGUCUCGCAUUGCCGACAGUCCCUUGUCAUGCCAUUCUUGUAUUUGAAAGCAGAUUGCUCCUUUCAAAUAAAGAUAGCAUAUAUUGUUCUUAAGGAACUAUAGCAGGUCUGCUAAUAAUAAUGAUUAUAAUAAUAAUAAUAAAUGCCUUUUCUUAAAA